Molecule: messenger RNA, 975 nt
Organism: Tripterygium wilfordii
Lineage: Eukaryota; Viridiplantae; Streptophyta; Magnoliopsida; Celastrales; Celastraceae
Product: glucosidase 2 subunit beta-like
Exons: 5
Coding region: 88-687 (199 amino acids)
Biological process (GO): N-glycan processing
Cellular component (GO): glucosidase II complex
Molecular function (GO): protein binding
Source: RefSeq, a predicted model, not a curated record
UCAUUUUGGCAUCGUAACCAAAGUACCAAACUAAAAAACCAGGCAAUCGAGCGAACAAUGUCGUAAGGACCAAUCCUGCUACAACCCAUGGGAACGACGUGUGCUCUUUUUUUCGAUCUCCUAAUCGUCAGUUUCUGCAUCUUCAUCGAUUCUGUUCACGCACUGUCGCCUCUCCUCGGAGUCCACCCUUUGGAUGAUAAGUACUAUGCUUCUAAGAUCAUCAAGUGCAAGGAUGGCUCCAAGUCCUUCGCCAGGGACCGUCUCAACGAUAAUUUCUGCGAUUGUGCCGAUGGAACCGAUGAGCCCGGAACUUCAGCCUGCCCUGCAGGCAAAUUUUACUGUAGGAAUGUAGGAAGUACUCCUCAAUUCAUUUUUUCAUCUCGUGUUAACGAUCUUAUUUGUGAUUGCUGUGAUGGAAGUGAUGAGUAUGAUGGUCAUAUUAAUUGCCCAAACACAUGUGUCAUGGGUGGGAAUUUGGAGUACAAGGCUGGACACUAUAUCUCAACGAUUCGUGAUCUCGGCUCCGUUGACAUUACUGAGUCCAAAACUGGAGUUAUUUUGCCAGACUUUAUCCUUAAGGUUAAAGGUUUGAAGAUCAUAAUAAUCGUACAGGUCCUCAUUAGUUGUGUUGUGAUCUACCGGAUAUACCAUCGUCGUGCUAGAUCUAGAAACAGGCAUUACCAUUGAAGAGGGACCCAUCGAAGUGCUGCCAUGCUCUUGGUAAAAUUCUCUAGAGAAAUACUGCAUAGUGCAUCAUUGUCAAGCAAGGAAGAGAAGAACUAACAGUCUUGUCAUCUGAUGACUGUAGAUACACUAUACAUUCCUUCAGGCACAAGAAAGUAUUAAGAUUUUAUCACAACAGGACUAUAUUGCCUAGUCUCAAUGAUUGUGUAGAUUUUGGGAAGCUGUAUUUUGCUUUAAAUGUCAUAUGAAUAAAUUUAAAUACCAUGGUUACGGAUCAGUUUUUUGAUUGCA